CCAGAACUGCGGUACGGACGAUUUUCGUGACUGAGUGAUAAAGAAAGUGAAAACAUGAGAACCGUAACAUAAAAGCGCUGUUUGUAUGGGUAUAAAUGCCUAGGAAGUUGACGGGUUCUAAAUUGAAAGAAGUGUUCCGAAAAAUGAAAUAGCCGAAAAAUAUGCGUGAGGAGUGCCGAAUCGAAGAAAGGUUAAAAUACAAUUCCAUGAGUUUAUUGUUUACUUGAUGUCAUUAGAAUCCGAGACUCAAGUGCAUCUCGUUUCGUGACACCCGCAGGUUCGGGAGGCAUAUAAGGCAGGUCAGUGUCGCCACUCCAUGAGCUCUGAGCAGAUGUGAGCUACCACCAUUGGAGCAUCGUAAUGGGACACUGUGUUUCAUGAUCAUGAUGUUUGAUGAUGACUUGGCACUACAGUUGCAACUGCAGGAUAUGAACAGACAACCAUCAAUAAUGGAUCUACCUGACGACUCAUCUACACACCGGUGGAAGAGUCGAAAAGAAAGUGAAAAUGAGGACCCAAACAAAAAACCAAUGACACUCAUAGAUCCAUCUUUUGAGUAUAUUGAUCCAACUCCAGAUGUUCACGCUAUGUUUUUGCAGUUCAACUCCCGCUUCUUUUGGGGUAAACUUUAUGCUGUUGAAGUAAGAUGGAGUCCAAGGAUGACUUCAUGUGCUGGUGUAUGUUGUUAUGAAGGGAGAGGUGGUUUAUGUUCCAUUCGUUUGAGUGCACCAUUGUUGAAAUUACGCCCACGGAAGGAUCUUGUUGAAACAUUACUUCAUGAAAUGAUACACGCCUACCUCUUUGUGACAAACAAUGAUCGGGACCGAGAUGGCCAUGGACCUGAAUUCCACAAGCACAUGUAUCGCAUCAACAAAGAAGCAGGCACCAAAAUAUCUGUGUACCAUAACUUUCAUGAUGAAGUGAAGCUUUAUCAGCAACACUGGUGGCGGUGCAAUGGCCCAUGCCAGAAGUGGCGACCUUAUUUUGGUAUGGUAAAACGAGCAAUGAAUCGACCUCCUGGGCCCACUGACUUUUGGUGGGCAAAUCAUCAGGCCAAAUGUGGUGGUACCUACAUAAAAGUCCGCGAGCCAGAAGGUUUCUCUAAAAAGAAAACAGGUCAUGCACCAGUAAAAGGGACUGCUACAGUGUCUAAAGAAAGGAAUGACAUCCGUAAUUUCUUUCCAUUUAUGGGUGAAGGUAAGGCAUUGGCCACAAGCAGUUCACAUGACAAAGCAAGACCUGUUUCAGAUGGAAAGUGUUCAUCUGAAAAGGAUACUCUCAGAAACACAGAUAUGGUUAUUUCUAACAAAAAGGAACCAAGUGAUUUAGUGCAUCGUGGGCCAGUGUCUGUAAGUAGUUUCAUUAAAGGUGCCCCAGUAGCCAAAGAUAAAAAUGUAGGUGUUAAGGGGCUAUUUGACAAGCCAGUUUUAAACACUCACUCUAAAAAUGUAACAAAUAGUAAAAAUAACCUCCUAAGCAAUAAUAAGAGCAGUUCACCUUUUGGUUCAUCUCCAAACAAUAAGUUUGGAAAGGCUCGAAUUGGAGGAAUGUUGGCCAAUAAAGGAAAUGGAACUAUGGUAAUCACCCAAAAAGGAAACAAGCAGACACAGAAAAAGUCCAGUGGUGCAAAUGAUUCAGCACCUCACCACUCUGUUUCUGCACCAGUUACUCCUUUUGUUGGAAAAGGCUAUACUGUUGGAUCCACUAGCAGCUGUCAGCCUGUGCCAGCAGCUACUGAAAAGCCAUGGUUGUCCUUGCUGGACAAAAUUGAAGCUGACAGGAAGAAAAAGAAACAUUUGUCCUCUUUGACAAUUGGCAAAGUCUUCUCAACAACCAAGACAGUAAAAAGUAAUGAAAUUAUUAAAAAUGAAAGUAAAAUGAAGAAUUCCAGUGAGUCAAUGCGGUCACCACCCAAGAAAUUCAAAAAUGAUCCUGCUACAAAGCCUUUUUUCCCAACUGAUGUGGGCAGCCACAAUAAAAUCCACAGUAGCAUGGAUAGUAACAGCCAAGCACAGUCAUCAGCAAAUGGCAGUUUGGAAGUUAUGGUCAACUGUCCAACUUGUGGAACAUUAGUGGAAGAAAAUGCAAUCAAUUCACACUUAGAUACUUGUUUGCAGCAUAGAGCAGAAGACACACCUGCAUCUCAGAAUGUAGCAAACUGCCCAAUCUGCAACAAGAAUUUUCCAUUAAAUGAAAUUAAUAGUCAUGUUGAUGUAUGUCUGAGUAAUAAUGAUGAUUCUACCUCUGUAACAAUGGAAGAGGAAGAUGAAAUGAUUAAAUGUCCUAUGUGUGAUGAGAAACUUUUAAAACAUACACUGGAUGUCCAUCUAGAAUCAUGCAUUCUCUGUAUUACAAAAGCAGAUGCUUGUUUCAUUGAAGAUGACUGUGAGAGUGAGGUGAAUGAUGCUAGUGGAAGUGAUGGUGGAGAGGAUUUACACCCAUGCCCUCUAUGCAUGAAGUUAGUGAAAGAGAAUCUCAUGAACAUCCAUUUGGAUGAUUGCUUGUCAGCAGACAUUUUGCAGGAAAUGGCUCAAGAGUGAUUAAAUGUUCCUAGAGAAAAAAAAGUC
Schistocerca americana (American grasshopper) is the source of this 2567-nucleotide messenger RNA. RefSeq names its product DNA-dependent metalloprotease SPRTN (gene mh). Gene Ontology annotation, cellular component: nucleus. The transcript is spliced from 7 exons. Gene Ontology annotation, biological process: DNA repair. Bases 378 to 2540 code for a protein of 720 amino acids. Gene Ontology annotation, molecular function: polyubiquitin modification-dependent protein binding; metalloendopeptidase activity; single-stranded DNA binding. The record is from RefSeq and is a predicted model, not a curated record. Lineage: Eukaryota; Metazoa; Arthropoda; Insecta; Orthoptera; Acrididae.